This is a messenger RNA of Blastomyces gilchristii SLH14081, 3478 nucleotides long. RefSeq lists its product as uncharacterized. The record is from RefSeq and is a predicted model, not a curated record. The transcript is spliced from 3 exons. The coding region runs from base 938 to 1372 and encodes 144 amino acids. NCBI's taxonomy places the organism in Eukaryota, Fungi, Ascomycota, Eurotiomycetes, Onygenales, Ajellomycetaceae.
CGCAAACAGUGUAGAAAGCCAAUUCACGUGUAAGAUCAUCGUUGGGAUCUGGGACAUCGAUGGGUUCUGUUGAUGUAAGGCUGUUGUGUUCUGAGAAUGGAGUCUGAGGCGUGAGAAACGAGAUGCGCUUGAGCGAAGAGAGGAUGGCGGCGGAAUUGUUGAUAGUGAGGCGUUGGUGCGGUAUUACGUCUGUGGCAUCUUCCUCUGAAAGCUCUGAUAAGGGAAUGUCCUCUUCCUCUUCAUCCUCGUCCCCAUGUUCAUCUUGCUCUUCUUCCUGAUCCGUCCGUCGCUCCUCUUUAGCUUGGCUCGUAGGAGUGGGUUUUUCGUCUUCUCUAUCUCCGGUACCAUUUUGCUUUAGAGAAGUGGGAUCCUAACCAGUCAAAUGUCAGUAGUGUAAAAGCGGCAUUCAAUGGUCUCCCGGACACAUACAGUUUGUUUAGUUUCUUGCUCCUCAUUAUCAUUCAGGCGCCGAUAGCAACUUACUCUUUUUCACCAUUGUGAAUAUGCGAAGGGUAUAAUGCCGAGAGCAAGAAACUGGUAAGAUGGUACUUGGUGUAUUUCUCUUUCAACGGGCGGCCAAAGCGAAAUAAGCUUGGAGAAUUUUUUGGGAUAACGCCUGCCCAUAUGUGGCUAGCGGUUUGAGCAUUCGGCUCCAACAACCUUGCCGUAUAUAGAUUAGCGUUGAACAGCAGAUAUCUUAUCAACACGUGACACAAAGUUGCACCUUUCCUAAUUAGGGUAUCCUACUUUCAGGCAUCAUCUUGCCUUGAGAUUCUGUUUCGUCUCCAUUUCACCGUCAUUAUUCAUUUAGGUCUUAAGGUCCCCGCAGGUCCUGUAAAUCACGAGGAUUACCCAAAAGAAUUCUCUGAAGCUGUUUAGUUCCUCCCAGGGCCACCAAGCCUCAACUUGCCCUGAUGAAUCAGACAAUGGCCCAGCUAUGCCCGAUAUACUACUCCUGGCCCCUGAGAAAACGUUGAACGGCCACAUUUUGACCACGUCGGGCAGGAAACUGUGUUGUAAACACGGCUGCCAAGUUCAUGUUGGUCACGUGGAAGAUCUAUCUCCUCUUCAGUCCUUAGCCUUUCCCCAAAAAGGUUCGGAACAAUCCAACCAUGAACUCUCUGCAACAGACAAUUUGGGUACAGCAUCGCCGCUCUCGGGGUUGGUCUUGUUUGCGCAUGAAAAUCCGAUCGUGGCUGGAUUUGCCGAUGAUGUGAUGUCACUGGGAAACAGACCCUUCCCUCAAUUUUACUUGAUACCUUUGGGUCUGUGGUUACUUGAAUCCCCCCCCCCUCCCACGGCCACUGUUCCAGAUCUGCUGGGUGUACCAGAUGCUCGUACCGUUCCCCGGCAGAAAUGCAGUCCAACAUAGGCAGAUGCCAAGACGGAAAUGGCGUCUACUUCUAGCAUGAGGUAUGGAACUGAGCUACCCCUCUAUUUACAAGAGAACUGCAGAUGUGCCCCGAUUCCUGUCCCAAUUACUAUGUCAUUAAAAAAGGCCAAAUUACUCUUGACAGCAAUUAUGUCAAGAAACGACUCUUCGAAUUCAAGGGACUCAAACCAAAACCCGAUCGUCUGGUUCGGAAAAAGCCCAAUGGACGGUUAGGAAAGCUGUGUUUCACUGCCGAGCACAUCAUUUCAUCAAUCGCCUAGCACGAACAACGCAUGUCAUCAUGUCAACGGGGAAUGCUGGCGCCCAUCACAUGAUACGAGAUCCCGUUGGAAGCCUUUCUUCAAGAGAUAUACGCAAUUGGGUAGAGGAAGGAGCAUACAUGACACACAUCGGUGUGCCUAUCUCCUGUGCGGACGGAUCUACUCUGUCGUAACUACCAAACACCGUUGGAACGCUCCAUUGGAGCCCAAAUUGGUCAAGAAUAUUACCCGUGAAUCCCCAUAUAAUCAUAUAUAUUGACUUCGGCCUUCUUGGCCAUGUCUCAAAGAGACCUUUACUCCAUUCAAUAUUGUUACUCGCCGCCUGCUGAUAGAGCAGAAGUCAGACCAUCAUCAGUCUCGACACAUCUUAUGCUUGCUUUUUUAUCACACAUUGGGAGAGAUUUGUGUUAAUCGUACCUAUUUUUCGCCAACAUCCAUAAAAAUAUGACACCCAAUAAAUUUCAUCACAGCUCCGCCGCUCCUGGGGACAUUCCGCCUUUGUAACCUGCACGGGUGAUUGGCCAGCUGCAAGAACCAUAUCACCCACCAAUCUUGGGCCAAUAUUAAUACCCAUCAACCUGCGCGGAAAGAUUGAGACUCCAGUCCUGGUGGCGACCAGAAUAGACGCUCGCACGAAUACUCUGCCCAACCAUUAUCGACAUCUAGGCUUGGCUCGGACGGUUUACCUCAUUAACUAUCACUUGUAGUCUUUCGCUCCGAUGGAAAAGAAAUACCAGGAUGACACUGGUGGGUGUACAAGUUUCCUCGACAUUGCAUGAAUAAAGAAGAAGUCAACGAGGCGUGUCGCGCAACUACUUCUUCAAACAAAUGAGAGACCUAGUCAUUUGUGAAGCCUUCAAUUCAUAGUCCUCCUCAUACUUAUCCUCACCCGUUACCCUACCCGAACAACCAUUACGACGGGGAGCUUAGCCUGAGGAGUCAUCACGUUCCCAGAUAAUCCCUUUAAGCUAUUAUCAUGGGGCAGGCAUAAUUGCUGGGAUACAUCACGAUAUAAGGACAUGAACCUUUUCCCGGCCAUGUCAAGGUAAUGAAAGUGAUAGACGUUAAUCAAAGUCGCUAGGGUUUACUGUCGCGCAUGGUAAACUAUAGGAAGUGCUGAUCGCGUUACAAAUAAUUUGAUAAAUGAAAGAGCUUAUGUAUCAAGACCCUAGUGAUUGGGUACGCAAUAUAUGACACAAACAAUGACGCAUAUACCUGUUUGUGUUCCCAACAUGACCCGAGGUUGAAACCUCUGGAUUAGCAGGUCAAAAGAGAGACAGCGGCAGUGCGGUUGACUCGGAUAGUGGCAUAUCUUGUGAUUCCGCUGCCAAUCAAGCUAUUGCCGGGUUGAUGGAAGUCACGUUUUGGGGAGACUUGGGCUUGUCAUUAGCUGUUUGGAAGUUUUCGUACAGGUAUUAUCAGGCACUUGCUCUCGUGGAGGGGUGGGGAGGGGUGGGAACAUGUGUUGAGCCUAGACAAAGCUCGAUCAGUUUGCCGGCCCUCUAAUUGGCUCUUUCUUUUUGUGAUGUCUUUCAUUUAUACUCAGAUCAAGGAUGCGGUGCACAGCUCUAUAAUGCAUAUAUGUCUAUUGCGUGGAGCUUUGCUUUUGAGACUUGGACUCUAGUUCACGGGACAUCAGCUUGAAUGGCGGGGUCCCUGAGUCUUUUUCUCCUCAAUCAGUGUCAUGGCGAGUAAGGUAUAUCACACCUACCUAUUGACCUCAUCCCAUGUAUAAUGAGCACAGUCUGCGCGUGUAGACGCACACAUCCCGCUACAGGUUGAACUGGCAGGUACCCCAACCAGCAUCUCUCGUUUUGUGUUUUUU